CGCGGCCAGUGUGGUCGCCGCGUGCAACUCGAGACCCGGGGAGCGGCUCCUGCUUUGCCCCCCGUGGGGGCCGAGCCAAACCCCAUCUGCGAAGUCCAUUCCGCGGGCUGGAAGAAGCCGCGGCGCCGGCGCCGAGCCCGCAGCGCCUUUGCGCGCGGAUCUGCGGACGUACAAAGCCUGGGCCUCCCCGGCCCGGGACGGGAUGCGGGCUGGUCCCGUACGCUCUGCCAUGAGUGGCGCCUCGCAGCCCCGCGGCCCAGCUUUGCUGCUCCCGGCCGCCCGGGGCUCCCCGGCUAAACGCCUGCUGGACGCGGACGACGCGGCAGCAGUGACGGCCAAGUGCCCGCGCCUCUCCGAGUGUUCAAGCCCUCCGGACUACCUCAGCCCCCCGGGCUCGCCCCCGGGAGCGCGCCCGGGCCCAGCCGCAUCGCCGACUACCUGCUGCUGCCCCUGGCCGAGCGCGAGCUUGUGUCCCGGGCGCUUUGCAUCCACACUGGCCGGGAGCUGCGCUGCAAGGUGUUUCCCCUUAAACACUACCAGGACAAAAUCAGGCCUUAUAUCCAGCUGCCAUCACAUAGGAACAUUACCGGCAUUGUGGAAGUGAUCCUUGGGGAAACCAAGGCCUAUGUGUUUUUCGAGAAGGACUUUGGGGACAUGCACUCUUAUGUGCGAAGCCGGAAGAGGUUGCGGGAAGAAGAGGCUGCCCGGCUCUUCAAGCAGAUUGUCUCUGCAGUUGCCCACUGUCACCAGUCGGCGAUUGUGCUGGGGGACCUGAAGCUUAGGAAGUUCGUCUUCUCCACGGAGGGGAGAACCCAGCUCAGACUGGAAAGUCUAGAAGAUACACACAUAAUCAAGGGGGAAGACGAUGCUUUGUCAGACAAACAUGGCUGCCCAGCCUACGUGAGCCCCGAGAUACUCAACACCACUGGGACCUAUUCUGGGAAGGCUGCGGACGUUUGGAGCCUAGGGGUUAUGCUCUAUACUCUUUUGGUUGGACGAUACCCCUUCCAUGAUUCAGACCCCAGUGCCCUUUUCUCCAAAAUCCGACGUGGACAGUUCUGCAUUCCCGACCACAUUUCCCCCAAAGCCAGGUGCCUCAUCCGCAGCCUCUUGAGGCGGGAGCCUUCCGAGAGACUCACUGCUCCUGAGAUCCUCCUCCACCCCUGGUUUGAGUUUGUCCUGGAACCUGGGUAUGUCGACUCAGAAAUAGGAACUUCAGACCAGAUUGUUCCAGAGUACCAGGAGGACAGUGACAUUAGUUCCUUCUUCUGCUAAUCCCAAAAACCUCAGAAACCUCAUAAUUCUCACACAUGGCAUUUCCAUUUCUAAAGAUGGACAGGCCCUUUGGCAUGAUGCCAACCAGAUACGUGACUGCGUCAAGAUCGUAGCUGCUGAAGUCCACACAGCACCUCCUCUUAUUCAUUGGAACGAGUGACUUGAUUGAUUUGCACAGCAACCACACUGAUUGGCUGCCUUCACAGUUAUUUCUCUUCUUAAUGAACCUUGCAACUAUCCUUUGGUUGGCUCUGCAUCUUUCACAGGUGGCAAAGAGUACAGACAUCCUAUACUGUGUGGUCAAGGAUGAUGGACUUGAACGUUCAAAUGGGAGAGGAAGUAUCAACACAGUGACAUCUUGGGGAGUGACAAAUAAUGUGGGCCAAUAAGCCUGCCGUCUUUGAACUUAAUCUUUGGUAGCCAGACUUGCUACCGUAGCUUCUCUGAUUGGAAAGUUCUUUUUUUGGUUUAACACUCAUCCUUUCUUCACACUCACAUUUACCAAUGACUCUGCUCCAUUUUUGGAGCAGACUGUUUUAGGAACUUGGGAGCCUGCCUGAACCAUGAACUUAGUCUCUCUCCUCCAUUUCCUGCCAAGACCUCCUGUGCACUAAUGCUGUCUCCCUGACCUUGAAACUUUCCCCCUUUAGCUAGAAAAGCACUUACCAGCUGACUGUGGAAAAGUAUCACAAAAGAUUCAAACUCCUGGCUAUUUCAGAACUCUGAGCUCAGACAGAGAGACUGUAGAUUUUAAAAAGUAAUUUGAGCACUUGGAAACUUAACUUUUUAGGUUUCCCUGAAAUAUGCUAGCACUUAACCAUUUACAUUUUCCCCAAGACCAUUGGAGGGUAGAGCAUUUUUGUCUAGGAGGAGAAAGAUGAGAUUCACCACUCCCCCUCUCCCUAAGAGCAAAUGUUCAACAUCUUUGUGCUUCGAAGAGAGUACCUUUUGGAUAAUCUUAGAAGAUUCUCAGACUAACUUCCAGAAUUAUACUUUAACUUCUCAAGGUUAUAGUCUGCCUCUGACAUUGUGUGUGUGUCUGCAGUUUUGCAUGAUGGUGUUAAUAUUUUCAAAUGUGGAAUGGUUUAUGAAUACAUCUGUAUAAUCAGCUUCUGGAGUGAAAUAGCAAGCCCCACAUCUUUCAAGUUGGAAAGGACUUUAAAAGCCAUCUGGUCCAACUUCUUUGCUCUUUCUGCCCCUCCCAAUGCAGAAAUUCCCCCCUCUGCUUCUUUCACCAGUGAGAAUCCAGCCUCCACUUAAAUGCUUCCAGAGAUGGGAACUCACUACCUAUAAAAGAUAGAGCUAAUGGAGAAACUGCAACUUGCAUUUAAAAACAAGUACUAAUGAAAUAUCAGUAACUAUCUUGGACAGUGUUGAAAUCAGGUGGUUAAACGGGUAAACAAAACAUACUGUAUUUUGAGAAAUGGCACAAAAACAGGCAGUCAUUUUUUUAAGGGCUAUGUCUAAGCAAACUACUAACAUGCAUUGUGAGAAUGCCGUGUAUACCUCACGUACUGUGUAUUUUGUACAUAUAUUUUAUCUUUUAUACAUACGUCUUUUUUUGUUUGUUUUUUCUUUUUGUUAUUUUGGCUCUGAGGCUUGUUUUGUCUGUGUCUGUCUGAAUAACCUGCGUGUCUAAAACCACGUGAAAUGUGAAUGAUUAUUGGCAAUAUUACCGUGACAGGAUCAUGGGACUCAGAGAAGAGGGAGGACAGAGGCGUCUGUCGCACUAACGCUCUCGUGGUUGCUCGACUGUUGUAUCUGUGAUACAUUAUCCGGCUAAGGACUCUGGACUGCAGGGGCUUCUGCCGGGAAAGCUAGAAACACUAGAUCCUUCCUGUACAUGUGUAUAUAUGUGAACGGUGAGACAGCCGUUUCUGACUUGUAGAGAAAUUGUAAUAAAUCUGGUUUCGUAAAUA
Molecule: messenger RNA, 3194 nt
Organism: Tupaia belangeri chinensis (Chinese tree shrew)
Lineage: Eukaryota; Metazoa; Chordata; Mammalia; Scandentia; Tupaiidae
Gene: TRIB1
Product: tribbles pseudokinase 1
Biological process (GO): regulation of MAP kinase activity; protein phosphorylation; positive regulation of proteasomal ubiquitin-dependent protein catabolic process
Cellular component (GO): nucleus
Molecular function (GO): mitogen-activated protein kinase kinase binding; ATP binding; protein kinase activity
Source: RefSeq, a predicted model, not a curated record